AUGGCCUCCGUCUGCAUAUCAGAAUGCGUCGACAACGUCUGCGUCGUCCCGGGCGGCCGGCCGACCCACGUGAACCUGCAGCGGUGGCCGGAGGAGGAGAACGACUCUGCAGAGAGAGAACGCCGCCGCCCACGGCCGAGAGGGGCUCGCCGGCAAAUGUAUCUGAGGAGCUACACCUUUUCUAGAGAGGACGCCGUCGCCCCUAAGGGUACAACUCAGCAUUGCCUUGGGAAGCUCAGGUCAUUUCGGAAGCCGGAGGAUAUCCGUGAAGGCCUGAGGAAGAGGAGGAGCCGCUGUUUCGCCGUUGCUAGGGCCGCCGCCAAGCAGGCUUCUUCCGGUGGUGCGUUGCUGUCCAUGUUUCGACGGUUGGUUUGUUGUGGCGGCCGGUAA
Messenger RNA from Cucurbita pepo subsp. pepo (vegetable marrow), 390 nucleotides. NCBI's taxonomy places the organism in Eukaryota, Viridiplantae, Streptophyta, Magnoliopsida, Cucurbitales, Cucurbitaceae. The record is from RefSeq and is a predicted model, not a curated record.